AUGGGAGUCAGUGGCGCUGGAAAAACCACUCUCAUGGAUGUGCUUGCCGCCUGGCUCAGGUUAGCCACAGAUGUCGAUGAACACAAGAGAAAGCAAUUUAUAGAUGAAGUCAUGGACCUUGUGGAAUUGAAUCCAUUGAAGGAUGCGUUAGUUGGAUUGCCAGGUGUCAAUGGUUUGUCAACUGAGCAACGAAAGAGGUUAACAAUAGCGGUUGAGUUAGUGGCUAACUCGUCUAUAAUUUUCAUGGAUGAGCCGACUUCUGGUCUUGAUGCGAGAGCUGCUGCCAUUGUUAUGAGAGCUGUAAGGAAAACAGUCGACACAGGAAGAACAGUUGUUUGCACAAUUCAUCAACCCAGUAUCAACAUUUUUGAAGCUUUUGAUGAGUUCUUCUUGAUGAAAAGAGGAGGACAAGAGUUGUAUGUUGGGCCUGUGGGUCGCCAUUCUUGGGAUAUAAUCGAGUAUUUCGAGGCUAUUGAUGGUGUAAGUAAGAUAAAAGACGGAUAUAACCCUGCUACCUGGAUGUUGGAAAUGAAAUUGAAGAUUUGUGAACAUAUGGAUCAGUUUUAG
Lactuca virosa is the source of this 567-nucleotide messenger RNA. Lineage: Eukaryota; Viridiplantae; Streptophyta; Magnoliopsida; Asterales; Asteraceae. The record is from the annotation of a GenBank genome assembly.